Mangifera indica (mango) is the source of this 1043-nucleotide messenger RNA. Its product is annotated as triosephosphate isomerase, cytosolic-like. The transcript is spliced from 9 exons. Bases 123 to 887 code for a protein of 254 amino acids. Gene Ontology annotation, biological process: gluconeogenesis; glycolytic process; glycerol catabolic process. Gene Ontology annotation, molecular function: triose-phosphate isomerase activity. The record is from RefSeq and is a predicted model, not a curated record. Gene Ontology annotation, cellular component: cytosol. Lineage: Eukaryota; Viridiplantae; Streptophyta; Magnoliopsida; Sapindales; Anacardiaceae.
GUCUUGACAAAACUACCCUUCGGCCUUUUCCAGGACACCCCAAGCAUAUUCCCAUUUGCCAACGGCCUUAUACUGCCAUAAAUACAGUGCUCAACAAACCAAUACCAAAACAGAAGUAGAAAAUGGGCAGGAAAUUCUUCGUAGGCGGUAACUGGAAAUGCAAUGGAACCACUGAAGAGGUGAAGAAGAUAGUAAAUGUACUCAACGAAGGUCAAGUUCCAUCUCAAGAUGUUGUUGAGGUUGUGAUUAGCCCACCCUUUGUGUUUCUUCCACUGGUGAAGAGUUUGUUGAGGCCUGAUUUUCAUGUUGUGGCCCAAAACUGUUGGGUUAAGAAGGGAGGUGCUUUCACCGGUGAGGUUAGUGCGGAGAUGCUUGUCAAUUUGAGUAUUCCUUGGGUUAUCCUUGGUCAUUCUGAAAGGAGACUUAUCUUAAAUGAAUCAGACGAGUUUGUAGGGGAUAAAGUUAAGUAUGCGCUUUCUCAAGGCAUAAAAGUGAUUGCAUGUGUUGGUGAGACUCUUGAGCAACGUGAGGCAGGAUCUACUAUGGAGGUUGUGGCUGCACAAACCAAAGCAAUUGCAGAACGAGUCUCAGAUUGGUCAAAUAUUGUUUUGGCCUACGAGCCUGUGUGGGCUAUUGGAACUGGAAAAGUUGCUACUCCAGCUCAAGCUCAGGAAGUUCAUUCUGAAAUGAGGAAAUGGCUCCAUACAAACACCAGUCCUGAGGUAGCCGCAACAACCCGGAUAAUCUAUGGAGGAUCUGUAAAUGGUGCAAACUGCAAGGAAUUGGCAACUCAGCCUGAUGUUGAUGGAUUUUUGGUGGGUGGAGCUUCUCUGAAGCCGGAGUUCAUUGACAUUAUCAAGUCUGCGGAGGUGAAGAAAAGUGCCUGAAGGCAUAGCUUGGUGAGUGUCGCAAGCCUUUGCUCUAUGUGACAUGGUUUCUGAGACUGGUUUUGGACAGUUUUUUAAGGGGAAAGUUGUGCUUUUGUAUAUCCAUAAGCUCCUUAAAUGAAUUCUAUCUAUGAAAAAAUAAUUCUAUUUCCCUUA